This is a messenger RNA of Hypoxylon fragiforme, 1572 nucleotides long. RefSeq names its product GroES-like protein. The coding region runs from base 309 to 1319 and encodes 336 amino acids. Gene Ontology annotation, molecular function: oxidoreductase activity, acting on NAD(P)H. The transcript has a single exon. Lineage: Eukaryota; Fungi; Ascomycota; Sordariomycetes; Xylariales; Hypoxylaceae. The record is from RefSeq and is a predicted model, not a curated record.
GCGUUCACUAUUACUUCCUAUUACCCUCGAACGGCUACUCGAGACUCACAAUGGUGUUAGCUUCCAGGUUAUGGCGUUUAGAUUGCUAGAUUCUAGGUAACAAUCGUUUUCAUACAAAGUCCGCCGUAAUCUCCGUGGUCAAAAUGGCCUAGCACAUCCCACGAUGCGAACAAAUUAUCUCCGACUCAGUUAGGCACCUAUUUAACAGUAGAUGAAGGCCUCAUUUGUAUAGAAAUUUAGAUGCUUCAUCACCGUAUAAAAUUGACCACUAUUAGUAGAGAAUAUACUCACCCCAUCUUAAUUUCACGAUGUCUAUCAACCGCUCCGUAUGGCAAGACAAGCCAGGUGUGCCAGGCACCAUCCGCGAGAGUCCAAUCCCCACGAAACUCGAAGAUUCCACAGUCCUGAUCAAGGUCCGUGCUUGGGCUAUAAACCCAGCCGAUGCCAUUCUUCAGGAUAGGUCCCUGCCUUUCGUCAAAUAUCCAGUUAUACUAGGCCAAGACGUCGCCGGCACCGUCGAAGCCGUCGGGUCCAUCGCCAGCUCCAAGUUUAAGGUGGGAGAUCGCAUCUUCGGCUUCACCGUGAACAACGGCUUCCAGGACUACGUUGUGCUGGACCACGCCCUCGCUGCGAAGAUCCCAGCCUCGAUGUCCUUCGCCGAGGUUUCGGUCUUCCCCCUCUGCAUCACCUCCGCCUCCUUUGGGCUUUUUGGCGGGCAGUAUCUCGGUCUAUCCCUCCCGACCGUCAAUCCCACCACCAGCAACGGUAAAUCCGUAUUGAUCUGGGGCGGCAGUUCAGCCGUCGGCAGCAAUGCGAUCCAGCUGGCCAAAGCCGCCGGGUACGACGUGAUAGCCACGUGCUCCGCUCGCAAUUUCGCGUACGUCACAGGCCUCGGGGCGAGCAAGGUCUUCGACUACGGCAGCCCCUCCGCGACCGACGACAUCUCCGCGGAGCUCGAUGACCAGGGCCAGUGCGCCGGGAUAUUCCUAGCCAUGGGGAACGUGGCGGAUGCGUGCCAGGUGGCGCACAAGUCGAAGCAGAAAUUAUUCGUCGCGUCGACCAACCCUGUCAAGCCGGGCGAUGCGCUGGAGGGGGUCGAGGUGAAGAUGGUAUUUGGCGUCGGCGGCGUGGACGUCUUCACGGAGAUCCUUCCUGCGACGUUCGGUGGGUUCUUGCCGGAAGCGCUGGAGAAGGGGGUUUAUCAGGUGGCUCCGCCGCCAGAGGUUGUGGCGACGAGAGGUCUUGAGGGCGUGCAGGUCGCGUUGGAUACUUUGAAGAAGGGAGUAUCGGCGAAAAAACUGGUCGUGGUAGCAGAGUAGAGCCAGUGUAGGAAUACACUGGCCGAGUACCCUAACUUCAGGGGUUUAGUCUUACACACAUAGUUACUGCCUAGCUGCCCAGGUGUGUAUCCACCUAGCCCAUAAAGAUUGACACCGUGUUUUCCCAACUUUGGUAUGCAAAGGCACCGGGCACAGAACGAUAGCUUGUUGGUGCCGCACGGCCGGCCGCAAGUGAUAUGAUAUUCUGGAUACCUACCCUGAUAGGUAUGGAAGAGCGAUGCAUCCGGUCAGU